AGCCAUCCACCUCCCACCACUUCACGAAAGCACCCUCGUCUUCGGCUACCACCAGAACGACGCUGGCUGCUUCCUCAUCGUCGCAUCGCAGUACUACAGCAUCGCAUUUGCAACCGCAACCUACGGCCUCUACCUCCAGCAUCGCCGCUGCUGCCAGUAAGCAACAACAUUCUCAUCAUUCACACCAGCACCAUCAUCAUCAUCAUCAUCAUCAUCAUCAAGGUACCGGUUCCGCUCAACAUGCUGCCCGGCCAAACGGUGGUGUUAGCACGGGCAGUGGCGGCGGAUCAUCAUCAUUGCCAUUGUCCCCGGCGCAUCAACAACAGCAGCAGCGAAAAUCUCGGGACCGCAGCGGUACCCGUUCGGGGACAUCGGAAGAGAAACAGGUUGCUGCGGCUGCGACUGCAGCCACGGCCUUAGAGCGAUCCUCACAAACGCAAUCUCUACCGCAGCAGCAGCAACAACAGGUCAAACAGCAACAGCAGCAGCAGAUUCGAACCACCAGAUCCUCGAGACUUCGAGCCGCUGCGCUAGAGAAAGAACGAGCUUCGUCGGCUGGCACGAAUGCAUCAGCAGCGCCAUCAGCCGCUAGCCGAGACACCCUGCAAAGCUCAUACCAACCGCAGCCGCGCCCGAGAGCAGUGCCCGUUAGCGGCAGGAAUUCGAAACUGCCUCUCCCUGUCGGUGGUGGCACCGUUAGCAAUAAUAAUAAUAUUUCGAGCACAAGCUACAGCAGCGAAAGUCGACUGUCGAUGAACAUCUCUACCGCGAGCAGCAGCAGUUCGUCGAAUGGUGGUGGAAGCAAACAGGCAACGGUGAAACAAGAGCUCGCAAAGAAAGCUUCCACGGCAACAGCAGCAGUCGCCGCCGCGAAACCGCGGCUCGUCCCGUCGAUAGCCGUCAGCAUGAAGCAAAAGCUUCGCGGAACGACUGAAACCAUCAAAAGUGAUAUUAAUCGUAACAGAACUAGUACUAGUAGUAGUCAGACAACAGUCACGCCGAACAGCAACGGAAAUGAUCCACUGCUGAACGCUGCUAAUGUCCUGAAUAGUAACGGUGCCGACUCGUCAGUUGGGAACAACAACAACAAAAUGACUGUAUUUAUCGAUAAAAAUAACCAACCAGCGAACGGCGAUAACGGAAAUGCUUUUUUUGAACGGGCUCCCUUAACCGGCUUCGAGAAAAAAGAACCACGUGCUCAACUAGAAUGGAUCGGAAGUUUAAGCAGCCUCGAUUCACCCGCACUGCUGAAUUCGCCGCGGAUGCGCACGUCGACCAUGAAAUCCGGCGUCCGAAAUCAAUUUGUUUUUAGCAAUACUGCUGCUGCUGGUGGCUCUGCUGCAUCAACGGCUGCCACCGCCGCCGUAGCCGCCGCCAUCUCAUUUUCAAAGGAUACCAAUGGGCUGAGUCCGGUAUUGAGCAGCGCCGGUGUCGAUAAAGAAGGAGCUGUACGGGACAAGUCGGACAAACGAAAGUCCAACCUGAAUCGAUCGCAGCAUGAGGAAGCAACGGAAAAACGCCCCUCCUCAGCCGAACGCCAGCAUCGCCAUAAAUCCGGAAGUACGCCACUGUCAAGCCCGGAGCUAGCCAAAACUCGAAGCCGCGCUUCGCCCAGCUCGUCGAGCAAGUCUUCACGGAAGUCAUCAAGCUCAUCGGAGAAACCAUCUGGUGGUCCCGUGCCGAUAGCGUUAUCGCCUUCAACGACUUCCGCUACGUCAACAACAGCAUCGCUUCGUCGACAAUAUUCCCCGUUGUUGCUGCAUCAACCGACGGCCAGCAGAUCUCUACUGCAGUCGCCGACACCUUCACUGGUUUCCGUCGCGACAACCCGGCCGGUACCAUCAUCUGUCCCUUCGAGCCCCGCAAAAUAUUCACCCCGACCCGAUGUCAGCAAAAGUUCAUCUCCGGUCGGGCCGCUGAAAAGUUCACCUCAUUUACUGCACUCGUCAAGUUCGAAUGCAACGCCGCUGCCUGAGGAUCCCACGGGAUUACUUCCAGUUGCAUCGUCUAGCAGUCGCAACAGUAUCAGAAACCGGUUAGACGUAAGAGUAGAUAGUAGAAUUUCCAGUGCUGGAAGCGAGCAGGAUGCGGACGUUCCGCCCGAAUCCCCGUUGGUACAACAAUAUUCUAAAUUUAGCCAAAUGUUAAAAUCGCCUACAUUGGAAAAAUAUGAAAUCACUAGAAGACCAUCACUGCGUUCCGCCUCGGAAAACGACCUGGAAGUGCUAGGGCAACAGGAUGUGCCAUUGGAUUUGGUUGAACCACAGGAGAUGCCUUCGGAGGCGGUACUACUGCUGUUGGAUGAUGAAGCGAAUAAUGCAAGCGAAAACGCAGAAUCAGCUGCCGAUAUUAUUGUGAUUGGGGACGAACCCGAGCUGGAUUUGGAUCUGGUGGAGGCAGGACCUUCCGGAUUGUGUCCGAUUGUGAUCAAUGAUGACGAUCAUGUUGUUGAAAGAGAAGAAGAAGUGUUAUCGAACCGUCAGGCGUUGCGAGAGAUUAGAAGUGGUUCUUCCUCACCGACACCGGUCAAUAGAAUUUUAUUCGAUGAUAAGUUUAACGACGAGUUUGUCGUAAUUGAAAAUAGCCCCAAAAGCCAUUUUAUACAAUCACUAGAUGAGACUGACAUCAUUGUGAUUGGGGACAAUGAUGAGGACUACCCACCGAGACCGGCGAGCAGUAACAGUACCGGAACGGGUGCAUACGAAAAGAAGCUGGUCAAAAUGAGUUCAGUGGAACAUUUUGAGAGUUUUCGCCAACGCAAGAGCUGCUCCCCGCUUCGCAAAAAGAGUCUCUCGCCGAUCAUGAGAGCGAAAAGCAUGGAGGAAAACCAUCUGUCCUCGUCUGGUUCCUCGGCUUCCAAUCAUAUCGUAUCGAUCCUUAAACGGAAAACAGUCGAAUCGAACAGUUCCGCCUCAAGCAAUGCCUCACCGGUCACAUUCUCCCCUAGUGUGGUGGACACUCCAAUACGUUCCAACCGCAGGCAAGGGAUUCUUAAGAAACGCUGCUCGCUGGACGAAAGCAGAUACAGCCGAAGUCACUCUCCGGAUGACCGAAGCAUCCUGGUGAAACACACACGCCGCAACAGCUUUGAAGAUGGCACACAGCAUGGCAUCCUGAAACAGAAAAGUUACGAGUCCAAGGAGGACGUAUCAACCACCGGCGGCAGCACGCCCGCCGUGAAUGCAGUUGUUUCUCACGGAAUACUCAAAAGAAAAACCGACAGUUCCUCAACGUCAACCCCCAACGAACAACCGAAGCACGUCUCCAUAUCACAAGCGGUAAUCCUCGCCGCAGUGGAAAUUUGCCAAGACAUGCUGCUGGAUAACGAGCAUGAUCACGAAAUUCGACCCAUACUGAAGUCAGACUCGCAGCCGCUACCGACACCGAAACCCAUCCUCAAGAAGAAAUACUCCUCCGAAUCGGAAGAAAUCCGUCCGAUUCUGAAAUCGUCCCGUAAGAGCAGCCGCGAGGAAAACUCCGACUCGGAAGAACUGAAACGAUCCAUCCUAAAGACGGACUCUCCGGCCAAACGGCGUUCCUUCGGCGAUCGAUCCGAUUCGCAGGAUUCCACUACCGUGCUCAUACGAAGUCGUUCGCUGGAACACCCGGAUCCGGUCCCGAUGGCACCGGUCGUUCCCCAGGUACAGACCAUCGAGAAACCAAUCAUUUCCGUAGCGGAGAGAAUCAAACACAUGGAAAAGUUUUUAUCCGGGCCGUCUAGUUCCGGUGCGGUGCCGAAGAGAAGCAACAGCACCAGUAGCAAUGCAAGCUCCCGGAGGGAGUCGUACCGGUUCAAGACACAGCCGGUUACUUCGACGGAGAUUGUGGGCGUUCAGCAACAAAUCGAUCGGUCGCUCGAAUACCCAGAUGAUUCCAACUCCAGCAUAGAAUCCAGCUGCAACCGUGAACAGACCGAACCGAGCAGUUCCGUUUCGGAACCACUUUGUCCCCGCGGUAGCCUUGAAUCGCUCAUCAGCAAGGAGAAGCAACCCGUGGAGGAUAAAAGUGGGGAGCUACUUUCGCCGACCCUCGCCACGGCAGAGUCGAACUCCCACUCGAUCAGCGGAGAGUUUAACCUAGCCUCGCUAAGCUCCGACAGUGGCAUUCAGUUUGGCCGGGGAACUGAGGAAACAUCCGGCGCAGAUAACGUAUCGUCGGUGAAAACAAGUGACAGUGAAAAAUCUCCUUCGAAGAAAACUAUUGACGACGAUUUGAACGAACUCGAAGAGGAGGAAGAAGAGGAACACCUCCAGAUUAUUGAAGAGACUGAAGGACAACAGCGAAUUUUGCUAAGUCCAUCCAUCCCGACGGAACGGUCGGCGGAAAUUCCCGGCAAUCGGAGACGCGUCGUUCCUAGGAACUCCUCGUCCAGCUGUUCCAGCACCAGCAGUUCCGGUGAAUUGAGUGAUCGGGAAAGUGAGAAAAUGUACAAGGCCCCCAGUGGCCGCAGUCAGCAUCAGCAGCAACAUCAGCGAGAAGAUCUGUACACGCCAGUUAGCGAUCCGGACGACGAUUCAACUGGACGGCCCCGGUCCAACAGUGUCCGUGCCCGGGCUAACAUGUUCCAACAGAUGGAGAGUCGCAUGAAGGAGAACGAGUGUCCUUCGCUUCGGGGACGACGAG
Molecule: messenger RNA, 4623 nt
Organism: Topomyia yanbarensis
Lineage: Eukaryota; Metazoa; Arthropoda; Insecta; Diptera; Culicidae
Exons: 4
Source: RefSeq, a predicted model, not a curated record